CACAAAACAUCAAAACCGGCAUACCAUUUGAUCUUGAUUAACAUGCCGAUAUACUCAUCUUCUAAUUCCGAAGAAUCUAACAAUGAUAACAGUCUAAACGUGUAAGUUGCAGUCGCGGAUAUAAUAUUAUGGAGAAAUGAAAGCUUGUCCGUGGCCAAUAUACUAGGGUUUAUGACGAUAUGGUUUCUCUUAGAAGUCCUCGAGUACACCUCUGUUUCUGUUGUAUUUUACGUCGUGAUCCUUUGCAUUUUGAUGAUUUUCAUCACCAUGAUCGUGAUGUUGGCUCUCUUAUCCUUUUACGGGACCUCCACAGAAGUUACAAAUUGGGGAAAGAUCAGUAUGAUUCUGCAUUAUUGCAUCCUGGAAAAAUGCCUAAAGCUUUUCUUUGUGAUCGGGUUAGCAUUGUUGACGACUUCGGUUAUCGCAAACUAUUUGAUCAGCCCGUUGUAUCUCUUGUUUAUCUAUGUUAUUUGCCUUGGACUUUACUGGUAUUUUACGAGAAGUAGGAGGUCGAUUAUCUGAUCAACAAAAGGAUGAAAUAUGCCACAAAGAUGCUAAAGAAAGGGAUGAAAUAUGGCCAAAGAUGCUAAAGAAAUUUGAAACAAAUAUUUACGAAAAGAAGGCAAAUUAGUAUUCAGUAUUGUCUUACUGGUUCAGUUUAUAAGCUUAUUAUUGUAAUGUUAUAAAUCAAGAUAGACAUGUAACA
Molecule: messenger RNA, 706 nt
Organism: Helianthus annuus (common sunflower)
Lineage: Eukaryota; Viridiplantae; Streptophyta; Magnoliopsida; Asterales; Asteraceae
Product: reticulon-like protein B14
Exons: 5
Coding region: 180-506 (108 amino acids)
Source: RefSeq, a predicted model, not a curated record